Molecule: messenger RNA, 2158 nt
Organism: Capra hircus (goat)
Lineage: Eukaryota; Metazoa; Chordata; Mammalia; Artiodactyla; Bovidae
Gene: ZDHHC1
Product: zinc finger DHHC-type containing 1
Exons: 10
Coding region: 349-1512 (387 amino acids)
Biological process (GO): protein targeting to membrane; peptidyl-L-cysteine S-palmitoylation
Cellular component (GO): Golgi apparatus; endoplasmic reticulum
Molecular function (GO): protein-cysteine S-palmitoyltransferase activity
Source: RefSeq, a predicted model, not a curated record
GGGGCGCCGUAGCCCACGCCGUUGCCAGGGGAACGGGCCCAGCGCCGGACGAGGCCCAGCCAGCGUCUGCCUGGCCGGGUGGUACAGCCAGCCCGCUCAAGUCGGAGCCGGAGGACUUGCGGGCCUAACCUCCGCCUCGCGUCCCGGGAUGGGGCUCCGAUUCGGGGCGCACCGCCGCCGGGUCCCAGGGACCGUCUCUACCGCGAGAGUCUGAAGCGCGGCCGCUUUGGGGUGGGUAGACGGCCUGGCGCUGGGGCUGAGCUGCUGAGUGACCUUGGCAGGGCCGAUCUGGCUCGGCCGACGACGCGCAGAUGUUUUCAAGUCAGCAAACAUUACUGAGCACCUACCAUGCACAAGAUGAACAUCUGCAACAAGCCCUCUAACAAGACAGCCCCUGAGAAGAAUGUGUGGACCGCACCUGCACAGGCCAGCGGACCCUCCCCGGAGCUGCAGGGCCAGCGGUCCCGCCGGAAUGGGUGGAGCUGGCCCCCGCACCCACUCCAGAUUGUGGCCUGGCUGCUGUACCUCUUCUUUGCUGUGAUUGGCUUUGGGGUCCUAGUUCCCCUCCUGCCUCACCACUGGGUGCCUGCUGGCUAUGCUUGCAUGGGCGCCAUCUUUGCUGGUCACCUCGUGGUGCACCUGACUGCUGUUUCCAUCGAUCCAGCAGAUGCCAAUGUGCGGGACAAGAGCUAUGCAGGGCCUCUGCCCAUCUUCAACCGCAGCCAACAUGCACACGUCAUUGAAGACCUACACUGCAACUUGUGCGACGUGGAUGUGAGUGCUCGUUCCAAGCACUGCAGCGCCUGCAACAAAUGCGUGUGCGGCUUUGACCACCACUGCAAAUGGCUCAACAACUGUGUGGGCGAGAGGAACUACCGGCUCUUUCUACACAGUGUGGCAUCUGCCUUACUGGGCGUCCUGCUCCUCGUACUGGUGGCCACUUAUGUCUUUGUGGAGUUCUUUGUCAACCCCAUGCGGCUGCGUACCAACCGCCACUUUGAAGUCCUGAAGAAUCACACAGAUGUGUGGUUCGUGUUCCUGCCUGCCGCCCCUGUGGAGACGCAGGCUCCUGCCAUCCUGGCUCUGGCUGCCCUACUCAUCCUUCUGGGCCUGCUCUCCACAGCCCUGCUCGGCCACCUGCUCUGCUUCCACAUUUAUCUCAUGUGGCACAAGCUCACCACCUACGAGUACGUUGUGCAGCAUCGUCCACCACAGGAGGCAAAGGGGGCCCACAGGGAGCUCGAGUCAUGUCCCCCGAAGAUGCGGCCCAUUCAGCUGGCUAGGGCCUGGCUCCUGUCUCAUUGUGACCCGUCAGGCUUCUGGGAUGAUCCUCUACAACUGCUGCCCUCAGUCCUCCGCUUCUGGACCCCAGGAGCACCAGGUCCUCUCCGGCGCGGCAGAGGCGCAUGCUGCGUGCCAGGGUGCAAGCCCAGGCCACUGCUGCUACCUCCGGCCUCACUUUCAGGCGUUGGGUCUGCUGCUCCAACGGUCACUGCGAGGAUCAGCAACUAAACAAGACAGAGAACUCACCCAUAAGCCUGGUCCCAGGUGGGACCGUGGCGCUGUUUUUUCUACCACUUACUGCCUUCCCUUUACCAACAGAAGUUGGGGAGACCACUCAUCCCCCCACUUCCCUCCAGCAGCUGAGAUUGUGUCUAGUACUCUGAGGACUCAGCUCUCAGGGAGCCAUGGAUCUCUGCAUGUAGCCUUGCAGCCGCGGGUGCACACGCGAGUGUGUGAAGUGCCGGGUCUCCCAACCAGGGAAAAAAGUUGGUUUAGAGAUUGAAGAGUUAGAAGGAGCCAGGAGCAAGAGGAGGCCUCUCUGAGUCCCUCUUUGCCCCACCCCCACUUGGCCAGAACAGCCCUAGACGGGGUACAUUGGACCCAUGAGGCUGGAGGCUUCCCGGAGGAGGUGGAAUUUGACUGAAGUGAGGAAAACAAUGGGGUUGGGGUAAGGUACAAACACAGGUGUUUUAAGCCUCAUUCUGCAUUGGGGUUUUCCCAGCAUAACUGGGAAGCCUAGAGAACAGCCCUAGACCUCUUCGCCCACACUUCCCAGAGAGAACAGUAAGGGGGUGUGUCCUAGACAGAGUGGGCCUAAGGACCCAGGAGGCCCUGGACCCAUACCUGGCUUCCCAGCCUCCCUCACCUCCACCUU